CCUGAAAGGGUCAAACAGGGAACAUGCAGCCCCUCCUGAAAGGGAAGGACUGCCAUGUGAAACAUGCGGCCCCUCCUGAAAGGGAAGGACUGCCAUGUGAAACUGGCAAGCAUAAGCUACAGCUUCUUCGUUCCGUGACCAAGAGCAGAACGUGUUCUGUGGAGAGAACACCUUUUGAUCACUGUACUGACCAUAAUCCACAAAGAGCUAAUUAAGUAAUGAUGUAUUGCUGUCAGCUGCAUGAAUGUUAUCUGAUUUAAGUAUUGUAUACUCCUGUAGCUAAAAGAUAUAAAAACCCUGUAACAACAAUAAACUUUGCUUCUUGCGCCACCAGAGCCUAAGCCCGUCUGUCCCAGGUGUCUUGAGCUGCUCUCCGUCAUUUGGUGCCGAAACCCGGGAAUCUCGGACUCCAAUGACAAAGGCGUCGCUUCCUCCCACGAGCCGCGGUUGUAGCCGUCAGCCUUGUCUGGUGAAAAACUUUCUCAUGUAUGCAACCAUCUUUUGCAUUGUUUUAGCGUUAUGGGAACACUGAAAUCAUUAAAAACCAAUAACCGGCCAGCUUAUAUGAAACCUCACCAUGGUGGAUACCGGAGAGAUACGUCCGUCAUGCCGGAAACAAAGAUGGGAAAACUGCGGAGGAAGAUGCAGAGACUGACUCUAACCCAGACGUGGGAAAGAAAGAUGCAAGUGAGAAUACGACUCGUGGCCCUAAUCCUUAGUACCUUUUGGAUCCUACAUCAUGGCUGUAAGGCAGAAACAUAUUGGGCAUUUGUACCCAAUCCUCCUAUCAUUCAAUUCAAUAUUCAGAUAUUCAAUAUUCAGAUGGACACAUAAUAGAGUUCUCUGCGCGUUUUAAUUAUUCUGGAAAGGUUGAUGGUGUGCCUAUAUGUUUUCAGAUGAAUCAAACACAAUCCCUGUGUGAGAAAGUGGUAGUGUAAAAUGACUGGGAUACCAAUGUUUCAACAGGAAUUCAUUGGGCUCUGAAUUUUCUCUAUAUAGAUUUAGCUAAUGAGACAAGAGGUUCUGGAAUGCCUCCCUUAAAUUUUCCUUUAUGUCAAAGCACAAUCACUCCAAAAACAGAAUUUGCACCUUUAUGGAGAGCAUGUCGAGCUAACGAAACGGUGUGCAUUGAUUCCACUAUCUGUGAUUGGAAUAUGAUAGGAAAUCAAGGGCGACCAAUUAAUUUGGUCUCAGGAAUUUGGACAAAAAACAAUCAUACGUUCUAUUCUAAUUUAUGGAAAGCAGUCGCAGCUAUGGAAAAAAUCAAAGCAAAACGAUUAAACUUGACUUGGAUUCAAAUAAAUAAUAAAUGGGCAAUGACUGCAGAGAGUUAUACAACUGAAUUUUAUAUGCGAGCUUGUGUUCCAGAACCUUAUGCCUUUUUAAGCGGACCACUAAAUAUUGUGAAUAGCAUAGUGAGUUGUACCGAUUGUAUAAUCUCUAAUUGUCUUAAUAGUAGCAGUAGUUCCUUCUUGUUAGUAAAGCAACCCGAUUACGUCUAUCUUCCUGUAAAUUUGACACAUUAUUGGUAUGCUGAUAAGGGAAUGGAAAUUCUCCAAGAAACUUCUUUGCAAUUAAUAGAGAGAUCUAAGCGAAUGGUCGGAUUAAUAAUAGCCAGAAUAGCUGCGCUCAUUGCUGCCAUAGCAGUAACUACAGUAGCUUCUAUUUCUUUAACAACUAGUAUUCAGACAGCAGCUUAUGUUAAUGAAUUAUCAAUUAAUGUAUCUAAAGCAUUACAAAAUCAAGCUACAUGGGAUGAAAAGAUUGAACUGCGUCUCAAUUCCUUAAAGGAUACAGUAGACAUCCUGGGAAGACAGUUACAAAUUAUAGCUACUCGUGAAUCUCUCUUGUGUCAUGCAGAAUACCGAGCUAUCUGUGUGACUCCUGUUGAAUACAAUAAUACCAAAUUCUCUUGGAACAAAAUACAAGAUCAUCUUCAAGGCAUAUGGAAUAAUGCGAACACGUCAUUAGAUCUUAGGGAAUUGAGACAGCACAUUCACGAUAUGAUACAAUCGCACCAUGUAGAUCUUUCAGUAGCAACUCAAACUACUACAUUUAUAAGCGCUCUAAAAUCUGCAUUUCCGUCCUUCAAAUCAUUUAGAAAAGGAAUUUAUGGGCUGACAGUCAUUGCCAUAAUAAUAAUCAUAGGAAUUCUUGCUUGUCCAUGCUUGAUGAAAAUGAUAACAAAUAGAUUCCAAAAUUUGCGUAUAAAUCUUAAAAAAUUGGAGAUGGAAAACACAAAAAAUAAACCACCACCACCUCUGGUCUAAUAAAAUAAAAAAGGGUGGAAUGAGGAA
Tympanuchus pallidicinctus (lesser prairie-chicken) is the source of this 2297-nucleotide messenger RNA. Its product is annotated as endogenous retrovirus group K member 7 Env polyprotein-like. The transcript has 3 exons. The record is from RefSeq and is a predicted model, not a curated record. Bases 1029 to 2270 code for a protein of 413 amino acids. Gene Ontology annotation, molecular function: structural molecule activity. Lineage: Eukaryota; Metazoa; Chordata; Aves; Galliformes; Phasianidae.